AUGACAGACGAUAAACUUCUGAGGUAUGAGAACCUCGCGCGAAACUGUGCAGAAGCUUCCAGCGAAGCUGUCACAGCUGUCAAGUCCCUCGUUGAGAAUUUAAAGAACUCGAAAGGCGAUAAGAACGUUGGUUUCGUUGUUCGUGUCUCAGCUCAUUUUUUUCGUUCAGGGCGUUAGUUUGUUGACCGUUAAGAACUACGAGAUGAUGGCUUAUAUGGGCGAACUCGUGCUUCUGAUGUCCAAAAUGAUGGACGGCGAUUCCAUCGCGGAAGACGAAUCCGUUCGUCGCGCUUUGAAACAUCGCGUGGUCUGUUAAUUUUUCUCGCUCUGAGCAUCGUUUCUUUUUCACUUUCAAUAACAACUUAUUGUUAUCUUUCUUCGUUUCUACAACGCUAAGACAAUACAGACUUUUUAAUCGCAAAAGAAAUUUUAGUUUUUGUUUUUUUUUGAACUUGAAAGAUGGGUCGCCAGUAGAAUUGCUGAAAAACUGAUUUGAGGAGAGCAAGUUCUUGUUUAUUUUUUUUGGAGAGCAAGUUCUUGUUUACGCCGUGUGUUUUUAUGAAAGAAGAUUACAGAUUUUGGAGAAGAUUCGCCCGGUUGAAGACAAAAUGAAGCCUCAAAUCGAAAAACUUCUGAAUUUGAAAGCGGUUCGUUAUAAAUCGUUUUUUUGAUUUCUUUUGAUCAUUUUUUAUCUUUGUUUAUUUUAGGACGAAUCGGGAAAAGACAAACUACGCGUUCGAUUAGAUCAAAUGAUGGUUUUUUUCCUCAUGCUUCAGAUUUUAGUUUCUUUUUUUUUCGGUCAACGAUGACUCUGGAGAGGAAUCCGAUCACAAGGAAAAAACGGAGGACGGCGAAAAGUCGAAGAAAUACGUACCGCCCAAGAUUCGUGCAAUGCAUUAUGAAGGUUUCAUUUUUUUUUUGUCUUGUAAGAUUAUUAUUUUUUCACUUGAUUAUUAGAUAUUAUCUAGUAACGGAUUAUUUUCAGAUGAAGAAGAACGGCCAAAUAAAAUGAUAGAAAAGGCGAAACGCCGUGCUUUGCAGAGUAGUCUGAUCAGAGAGCUCAAGCAGCAGUACAGCGACGCCCCUGAAGAGAUACGAGUAAAUUUUCUCAACGAUCCUUUUUUCAACCAUUUUUUUGAAGGAAGUCAGUGAUUCGAAGUUUGAAUACGACCGAGCGCGAGAAAAGUAAAGAAAAAACAAUGAGAAAGACUCCCUUCAACUUUUCUUUUAGAUAUGAGGAGCAGAACUUCAAACGUGUAAGGAUGAACAAGGAGCAGAAGAGAAAGAGUGCUAAAUUGGGAAGAGAAGAAACUCUCAACGAUUUGCUUGACUUUGGAAACUAUAUGAUUCGCGCCGAGGAAGGCCGAUCAAAAAGCGGUCUGAAACGGUUUUUAUUUUCAAAUUUCUUAAAACUAAAUCUUCUUUGUCAGAAAACGUGUGGACAGUUCGAACGACGGCGCGAGGAGAAAACUCCACAAGAGGGACAAAAAGAAGAUCAAAGACGCGAAAGUCAAGCAUAAGGUAGUUUCCUGUUUCGAAACUGUUCAAUCCAAUUGAUUUCCAGAAAAAGAUGAUUCGCAAACGUCAAUAA
Molecule: messenger RNA, 1591 nt
Organism: Caenorhabditis auriculariae
Lineage: Eukaryota; Metazoa; Nematoda; Chromadorea; Rhabditida; Rhabditidae
Source: the annotation of a GenBank genome assembly